AGGUUGUCUUUCUUUUACUAACGAAUGUAUAAAAGUAAAUUCAUUUUACCAAAAGGGUGUGAAUAUAAUGGUCAGUGUUUAAAAAGAAAUGAAACUGUAAGUGAACAGUGUAAGAUACAGAGAUGUGAUGAACGAAAUAAUCUGGUUGGUAUUUACACAGUUGAAACUGGCUGUCCAUUUUUCAAUGGAAGAUGUCUGAACACUGGAGAGUUUGCUGUAGAUAAAUGUAGAUUAUAUCAUUGUCAAGCCGAAUUGGUUAAUGGUGAAGUUUGGUUCACUGCCAAAGAGAAAGCUGUCAUGUGUGAAGAUGUGCAUGGUGAAUGUCACGGUGCUGGUAUGAAGAUGACACUGAGAUCUAAAUAUGGACAAAAUAUCAACUGUACAUGUAUUGUUAAUGGUUUGACAGUGGGCUAUCAGUGUUAAUGGGUUUGAAAAGCUGAAACU
Molecule: messenger RNA, 444 nt
Organism: Lottia gigantea (owl limpet)
Lineage: Eukaryota; Metazoa; Mollusca; Gastropoda; Lottiidae
Exons: 4
Coding region: 25-423 (132 amino acids)
Source: RefSeq, a predicted model, not a curated record